Pistacia vera is the source of this 505-nucleotide messenger RNA. Its product is annotated as MLP-like protein 28. Lineage: Eukaryota; Viridiplantae; Streptophyta; Magnoliopsida; Sapindales; Anacardiaceae. Gene Ontology annotation, biological process: defense response. The record is from RefSeq and is a predicted model, not a curated record. The coding region runs from base 23 to 505 and encodes 160 amino acids. The transcript is spliced from 2 exons.
GGUAGAAACAAAAUAAAAUAAAAUGUCUCUCUGUGGAAAGAUGGAAGCUGAAAUUGAAAUGAAGGCUCCUGCUGAUAAAGUCUUUGAAUUCUACACUUGCUUAGCUUACCAAAUGUCAAAAUCCAGCCCUGAAAUGCUUCAGAGUGUUGAUUUGCAGAAAGGUCAAUGGGGCAAAAAGGGCUCCAUUCUCUGCUGGAACUAUUUAAUUGAUGGAAAAGUUGAAAAGAUUAAGAUGAUAACUGAAGAAAUCGAUUACAGAAACAAGUCAGCGACUUACAAAACGAUAGAAGGAGAUCUCCUUGAAUUCUACAAGAGCUUCAGUUUCAUUCUUCAAGUUACUCCAAGGGAAGAAGGCAGCCUGGUGCAUUGGAGUUUCGAAUAUGAGAAGCUGAAUGCCAAUAUUCCAAAUCCGGAAACAACUCUGCCGGCUGUCGUCCAUGCCUGCAAAGAUAUUGAUGCUCAUCUUACGCAGGCAAAGACUCAGAGGUCUCCUCAACUUCAGUGA